GUUUCAAUGAUCAUCAGAUAGUUUACGGGUUUCAAAUUGCGUGUGCUUACACGAGAUUUGUUACAAUUGUAGCCGCUGGAAAUUGCUCUAAACAAGGAGUAUGCGGAUCAAAUGAACAGAGGUCCAGUAUACUCCCAGUGACCGCAUUGGUUUGCUGAAUUGUACCGAGCGCACGAUCCGAUUCUGAACAGAAUACUUUGAACAUUCAAGGGAUAUUAAACCUGGAUAUGACGUCCCAACCAGAGUCAAAAUUCAACAUCAGCGAGCACAACAUUCUACCUAACUUCGCAUCUCUCCCAUUGCAAAUCGUUCUGCACUACCAUGUAGUUUACUCCUACAUAUUUUUCAUCGCACAAUCGUUCAUUUACGCAUACAAGGGUUUGACACUACUGUAUCCAAGUAAUUAUUUUAUCGGUGAGGUCAUUCUACUUGCAUUUCUGUGUCUCUUGGAUCUGGUACGUCUCUUUGAAAUGAAACGAUCAAACCUACUUGAAGCUGCAUUCCCGCUUAGUAUGUCUAUGCUUCUAUCGGUACCCACCGUGUUGAUCUGUUCCUGGUUGAUAUUUUGGCAGACGUACACCCUGCACAUUGAAGUUAUUUUCACAGCUGUGAUCACUUUUGUCAGAGCAUCUACCAGUGCUGUAAAAAGAUAA
Molecule: messenger RNA, 653 nt
Organism: Dicrocoelium dendriticum
Lineage: Eukaryota; Metazoa; Platyhelminthes; Trematoda; Plagiorchiida; Dicrocoeliidae
Source: the annotation of a GenBank genome assembly